Molecule: messenger RNA, 1904 nt
Organism: Lymnaea stagnalis (great pond snail)
Lineage: Eukaryota; Metazoa; Mollusca; Gastropoda; Lymnaeidae
Source: the annotation of a GenBank genome assembly
GGACGGCGUGAGGCCUGAAGGGGACUAUGCCAAACUGCAGCUGGAGUAUGACGAGUUGUUGGUUGAAAGGGACGACAUGGAGAAUGUGAUUAACGGGUUGUCAAAGCAUAAUGUGGCCAUUGAGAAAAAGGUGAGUAAUAACACUGGCUGAUUUGGUAGGAAAGGCAAGAUAUGCAGCACUGACAGCCCUGUGAGUAAGUUAUUAUGUGAUAGUCAUGGGCUGAUGGGAAGCAAGGCAAGACAUGCUGCACUGACAGCCCUGUAAGUAAGUUAUUUGAUAGUCAUGGGCUGAUGGUAAGCAAGGCAAGACAUGCAGCACUGACAGCCCUGUAAGUAAGUUAUUUGAUAGUCAUGGGCUGAUGGUAAGCAAGGCAAGACAUGCAGCACUGACAGCCCUGUAAGUAAGUUAUUAUGUGAUAGUCAUGAGCUGAUGGUAAGCAAGGCAAGACAUGCUGCACUGACAGCCCUGUGAGUAAGUUAUGUGAUAGUCAUGGGCUGAUGGGAAGCAAGGCAAGACAUGCAGCACUGACAGCCCUGUAAGUAAGUUAGGCAAGUUUUAAAAUUUUAAAUUGAAGCCACCACUUAUAAAGACAGGAUUAUGUGGACACUUUUUUUUUUUACAUUGUCAGCAAUUUUGAACUUUUGUAUUUAAGUUUAAAGCAUUUGGGACGGUGAAUUUCCAGCUCCUGUUGGUUUGAGAACUGUAAAGACUAUAUAUUGCUGCUGGAUAAAAUAUUUUAGGCCAAUUUUCCACCCUGGAACUAAUGAUUUUUUUGUUAAAGCCACCAGGGAGACUAAUUUUUAUUUGACUAUUUUUAUCAUUUGCCUUCCCUCCCGAAUAGAUGAAAGAGAUUCAGAGGCAGCUGGCAGAAUUCAAAGCUGCAGGUGCCAAAGGGAACCAGAGCAAUGGUCUUGAGAGCACAUCGGGGCAAACACAGGCGGAGAUCAUGAGCCUUAAGAAACAGAUUGCUCAGCUGACUGCACAGUGUGCUGUAAGUUUACAUUUAAAUUAAUUUGUGUUAGAGGCUUUGUGUUUUUGUUUUAUGUGCUAAAAGUAUUUUGUUGUAAAAAAAUAUAUAUAUAUAUAUAUUUAUCAAAAAACAAAAAACAUAUGUUAUUAUCAUUUUGAAAAUGAUUGCAAUUUUGUGUCCAGUGAUUUCCUUGAACAAUUUGCAGUCAGGAUAAGUUCUUAUUGUGAAUAUGUUUAUCAUAAACUCUACAUAAUCAAGUUUCAGGACGUCCUCCUCACAUAGUCACAUCAACAAAGUUCGAUCUUGAGUGUAUAACUAUAAUGAAAAAAUUACUCAUCGAGCAAGAAAUAAAAUGUUUUUCAAAAGUAUAAAGAAAUUAACGCUCUGUAGACUUGUGUUGAUGGCUGCAGCUGUGAUUGUAAUCUCAUUGAGCUUCUGUCAUUGCAGGAGUGGGAGAAAAAACAUGCUGACACAGUCACUACAUACAGGACACACCUUCUCAGUGCUGUUCAGGUAAGGCUUGGACCAAGUGGGAGCUUACUCUCUUUUCACCUUUGUUUUACAGUUAAAGUAAAUACAAACAGACCUGGCUGAGUUGGUCUAUUUGGAUUGGCACUCGCUACUCUUUACUCCACCAUAUGACAUUAUUUAAGGGUUGUUAUCUGUUCUGUAUACAAAUUACCUGAAAAAUGAAUGUGUUUAGUUUUUUUUAAAGUGAAUUAGAAAAUUGAGAUUCAUUCUCCAGGGAGAGAACUCUUGUUAGAAUUCAUUAUAAAAGAAUUUUUUUUUUUUUGCCUUUAAAAAAAAACUAAUUACCUUUUUCUCAUUUAAACAUUACUAUAUAGGGCCACAUGGACCAAGAUGUGAAAGAUGCCCUAUAUCACAUCAUAGAAAUACGAAGCAUGGAACAGUUUUGUUGACCCUAAGUUGUCA